GGAGUUGUGAAGAGGUGUCGGGAUGAGAAGUCUUGUGUGUAUCUGCGUAAGCGAGUAAAAGGGAGAUAUGGAUGAUUCCUGAGGAUUAGAAAAAGGCUGCCUAAGAUGUGUUGAUCAGAUCGAAGAAUUAUUAGAGACGAGAGAUAAAAAGAAAAAGAAAAGAUGUUUCCGUUGAAAACAAGAAGAACACUGAAAAGGCAUCGUGAAGAUCAGUUGCUCUUGCUGCCAGACGAUGUUGUAGAGCGGAUACUUGAGAGACUUCCCAUAAAAUCUCUGCUUAGAUUCAGAACCGUGUCCAAGAAACUGAAAUCUGCAAUCGAUUCCAGACGUUUCCAGGAAAGACAACAGUUGAUCCAUAUGUCACGAGGCUGUCCAGAUGUCCUUUUCGUGGCCACUAAUGUUUAUGAUGAUGAUGGGCGUCUCGUCAAAAGAGAUGUUGAUGCUCGAAGAAGAUUUGUGUUUGGAUCAUCAUCUGCUUAUACCGUCCAUGUGCCUACUAAUUGGGUGGGAAGUUCGGUCUGUCAUAGUUCUUGCGACGGUCUAUUAUGCCUCUACUCUAUCUACAAAUCGAGUGUCUGCGUCCUGAUGAAUCCCGCCACUAGAUGGCAUCGAACUUUCCCUCCCUCCAACAUUCAAAACCUCUUACUCCACAGGUCGAAGAAAAGAAUGUUUGGCAGCCCAACUCCUAAGCUUGGUUUCGGUAAAGACAAACUCACCGGCACUUACAAGCCUGUUUUUCUAACCAACUCAUCCGGUUUUGGCCUAGACAACGUAACCACUUGCGAAGUUUUCGAUUUUACCACUCAACUCUGGAGGUACGUUCACCCUGCGUCUCCCUUUACCACUAAUCCUCACACCGAUCCCGUUUAUUUAGAUGGCUCCCUUUACUGGCUCACCGAUUGUAAAGAAGAACCCAAGGUUUUGUCUUUUGAUCUUCACACUGAAACUUUUCAUGUCAUCUGUAAUGCUCCCUUUACCCAUGUUCUUGACCCUUUUUCCGUCACCAUCUGCGUCCUCGACAAUCGCCUUUGCGUUUCCAAGAAAGACUGGCCUACCCAAGACCUAUGGUCCUUCCAAUAUUCCAACAACUACAAGACGUGGAAGAAAAUGUGUUCCAUUCAUCUCACUCAAAUUUCUUCUUGGCUUGGGGACCCUUUUUCUUUGCUUGAUGAACCACAGUUCCCUCUGUCACCAAUUGCAAUUCUGGACAAGCACAAGUUGCUUCUGCAAGGUGGUGAUUACGGUGGCGCCAUCUUUACACUUGAUCUUCUUACCAACUCUUAUCAUUUGCUCUUCAAGCCUACCUAUUCCCCUAUUUCCGUUUGUUAUUCCCAAUCUUUGUUUUCCGUUUAAUUUGUUUUUUUUUUUCUGUCUUGUUUUACUUCUUAUGAUAUUGUAUCCUUCACAACUAAUUAUCCCACUGUAGCAUUCAAGCUUACCACUCAAUUC
Messenger RNA from Raphanus sativus (radish), 1449 nucleotides. Its product is annotated as F-box protein At1g11270. Lineage: Eukaryota; Viridiplantae; Streptophyta; Magnoliopsida; Brassicales; Brassicaceae. The transcript has 2 exons. Gene Ontology annotation, molecular function: protein binding. Bases 163 to 1353 code for a protein of 396 amino acids. The record is from RefSeq and is a predicted model, not a curated record.